Molecule: messenger RNA, 939 nt
Organism: Cladophialophora psammophila CBS 110553
Lineage: Eukaryota; Fungi; Ascomycota; Eurotiomycetes; Chaetothyriales; Herpotrichiellaceae
Exons: 10
Coding region: 1-939 (312 amino acids)
Biological process (GO): mitochondrial transport; oxaloacetate transport; thiosulfate transport
Cellular component (GO): mitochondrial membrane
Molecular function (GO): oxaloacetate transmembrane transporter activity; succinate transmembrane transporter activity; thiosulfate transmembrane transporter activity
Source: RefSeq, a predicted model, not a curated record
AUGGCCAAACCGAAGAAGCAAGGGCAGCCGUUCUGGCUCGGAGGCGCUGCUGCAGCAAUGGCAGCAUGUUUCACUCAUCCGUUGGAUCAGACAAAAUACAGGAUGCAAGUUAUGUCCACAAGGCAAAACAUGCUGCGGACGAUGAUGCAAUUCGCAAGCAGAGAUGGCAUUCGGUCGCUAUGGUGGGGAAUCUCAGCUUCGAUGCUUCGCCAAUCCACGUAUUCGACUGCGAGGUUCGGUCUUUAUAAUUAUUUUGCGGGUAUAGCUAGAGAACGAACCGGUCAAAGACGGUUACCCAGCUCGUGGGAGAUCGGCUGCGCGGGAGCUGCGGGCGGCCUGGCCGGACUCAUAGGAAAUCCCACAGAGGUUGCUCUGGUGAGAAUGUGUGCCGACGGGGCAAGGUCGCCAAGUCAGCGAUUUGGGUAUAACCACGCCUUUGACGCCGUUAUCAGAAUCGGUCGUGAAGAAGGUGUUCGGACUUUUAGCAGAGGUCUAGGCCCUAAUAUCGUCCGCAGUGUGAUAAUGAAUGUUUCUCAAAUAGCAACGUAUUCCGCAGCCAAGCGGCAGCUCCUUUCGAACCCUUCUUUAGGCCUUGGAGAUGGGAUUUUCACGCAUUUCCUGGCCUCGCUGCUCGCGGGCACGGUCGCGACAACUGCUUGCGCACCUGCCGAUGUUUUGAAGAGCCGGGUUCAGAAUGCAGUUGCCAUCGACGGGAGUGUAAGGAAGCUCAUUGUGGAAUCUCUGCGCAACGAGGGACCAGGAUUUCUUAUGAGGGGCUGGACUCCUGCUUGGCUGAGACUGGCGCCGAAUACGGUCCUCACUUUCAUCUUCAUCGAGCAGCUGCAGAAACUGGUGAAUCUUUCAAGAGAUAUGAAGUCGCCCGAACCAGUGCCCGAACCAGUGCCCGCUAUAGUGCCCACUCCUGCAGCUCCUCAGUAG